Messenger RNA from Dissoconium aciculare CBS 342.82, 768 nucleotides. RefSeq lists its product as uncharacterized. The coding region runs from base 1 to 768 and encodes 255 amino acids. NCBI's taxonomy places the organism in Eukaryota, Fungi, Ascomycota, Dothideomycetes, Mycosphaerellales, Dissoconiaceae. The record is from RefSeq and is a predicted model, not a curated record. The transcript has a single exon.
AUGCAUCAGUGUCAGCAGUGCCAGCGGAGCUUCCGACAGCUCUCAUCGCUUCGCCAACACGAGUCCUCGAAAGGGCACCGAUCCAGCGCCUCGGCGUCAGCCGUCGUGGUCCACUCAAUCGCCGGACCGAUGACGACCACACCAGCAGAGCCAAACACGACCGUCGCGGCGCGAUACCACGGGAUCCCGGCCAGCCAGAUCAAGCCCGUCUUCAAAGCGGCCUGCGCCUCGCGCCACGCGGGGCCCGACGUCGCCGACAUCAUCAAGGCCACGCAGACGACGCUCCCGCCGGCGAUCGUAUCCGCCAUCCUCGACGGAGCCCUCCGCCUCCUGCCCGUCGACGCCAGCGCCGAAGGCAAAAAGGUCCGGCGCGAGGAGCAGCAGGCGAGGGCCCGGCGCGCGCAGCACGCGGAGGACGAGUUCGUCGCGGCCAUCCGGCGGUUCCAGCCCGCGAUGCUCGACGAGGCGCAGCAGCGGCGGCGGGCGGCGUCCGUCGCGACGCCCGACGUGCUCUUCCCCGAGCCGACCGAGUUCGCCGGGGAGACGUGCCGCUGGGUCGAAUACAAGGACAUGUUCGGGUUCAAGGCGAACCCGUUCGUGCAGGCGAAGAUCAGGGAGCAGUGUCGCCGAUACGCAUCGCUCUUCGGCCCCGGGAUGAUCGUGUACCGGCUGGGCUUCGAGACGGGCCUUCUCGGCGGCAUCGAAGGCGUGCAUGUCGCGCGGGAACGGGAAGUCUGCCUGUGGAUCGGUCGGCAGCGGUGUAUAUAG